Anolis carolinensis (green anole) is the source of this 4463-nucleotide messenger RNA. RefSeq names its product transmembrane protein 229B (gene tmem229b). The transcript is spliced from 3 exons. The record is from RefSeq and is a predicted model, not a curated record. Bases 60 to 863 code for a protein of 267 amino acids. NCBI's taxonomy places the organism in Eukaryota, Metazoa, Chordata, Lepidosauria, Squamata, Anolidae.
GGCCGUCAGGAGGCGGGCGCUCGUCCGUCCGUCCGCGCAGCCCGCCUGCCUGCCUGCCAAUGCCGCAUCCCGGCGAUGGGUCCCCUCGGCUAGAGCCAGGCGUGGCCGGCUGCGGUGGCGGCAGGGGCAAGGAGCCAGGCAGCCGGCGCCGGAGGAGGAGGAGCGGGCCUCGCGGGGCUCCCUUGCGGGGCUCCCUCGCCGCGGCUCCAGCGCCUGCGCCGCCCAAAAGGGGCCGAGGCCGAGCCGCCCUCCUCGCAGCACCUGCACCGCCAGCCCCGCCCUGGAAUUGUACGUGCCCAGACAUGCCUGUGAAUGUGGAAGAAUCUAGGCAGAGUUCCUGCUGGGGACUGUGCGGAAGGAUGGCAGCUGCAGAGCCCCUGACUGCAUUCUCCCGCUGGUACCUCUAUGCCAUUCAUGGCUACUUCUGUGAGGUGAUGUUCACAGCCGCUUGGGAGUUUGUAGUUAAUUUCAACUGGAAGUUCCCAGGCGUCACCAGUGUAUGGGCCCUCUUCAUCUAUGGAACCUCUAUCCUCAUUGUAGAAAAGAUGUACCUGUACCUGAAGGACAAGUGUAACAUACUCCUGCGCUGCCUCAUUUAUACUUUGUGGACGUAUGUUUGGGAAUUCACCACUGGCUUCAUCUUACGCCAGUUCAACGCUUGCCCUUGGGACUACUCUCAGUUUGACUUGAACUUCAUGGGCCUCAUAACUCUGGAGUAUGCAGUUCCGUGGUUCUGUGCGGCAAUUAUCAUGGAACAGCUAGUCAUCAGGAACACCCUGCGUUUGCGCUUUGAUGAGAAUGCUGAACCCGGGGUCCCCAGUCCUACUGUAACCUUGGCCAAUGGCCAUGUGAAAACUAAUUGAAAGGUGAACUUGAAGUGAUGCUGUGAACUUUCCUGCCCCCUCUGUUGAAGACUUGCAAUGACGGCCUCCAAAAGAAAACUUCCUGUAUGAUAAACAAACCUCCUAGAUUUGGAGGUAUGCAUGAAAAAGUUGAAUCAAUAGGUUUUCUAUGGAAUUUGCCCUUUUUUCUUUCUUAAACAAGUAGCACAGUCAGCUAUCUGUUGGCUAGAUACUUUGACUUGUAACUUACUGUGAAAGCAGUCCUGUUACCUGCAUUUUACUGCAUAGGGGUGGGGUGGGGUGAUAAGACAAAUGCUAGUCAACUUUUACAAAAUUACAAGUUAGUGGAUUGACACAUAUGGCCCAGUUAAUGUAGAUUUGGCUUCUAUUCCGUUGGGCAAUAUUCAGGUGCUUGCUUGCAACCAAUACCUCCCAUGGGACCUGAGAUGCUACAGGGUCAAGGAAAAACCAACUGCUGCUGAGACAGCCCAACAGUGGCAGCCUUCUGGGGAGGUAAAAUUUGCCGUCUUGUGUGCUCCUCCUGAGGCUUUUUUAAAAAAACGAUUGCACCACCACAUAUAAUAUUAUGGUGCUGGACAUCUUGCUGGAUUUAUAUAAAAUACACACUUUUUGAACCAUCCAUUGUAAUGCUCGCUCAAGAGCCUGUCCUCUCAUUCAUUCAUAUAUAUAUAUAUAUAUAUAUAUAUAUGGAUAUAUAUAUUUUUGCUGGAUGAAUGAUAGCAUUCCUGUACAAGCUGCAUUUUGGCCAAGUAGUUAAAAGUGGGAAAGAAGUAUGGCCGAAGUCUUCCCUGCCUCCUGUCCUUACACUUUGUAGUGGAACUCAGUAGAAGGGCUCCUCCAGGUCUGAUCCUUGCAACUCUCAAAGUAAGUGUUCUCCGCAGCUGAAAAAUGCUCUGCCACUUAAUGCUGCUGUUGUGGAUCAUCGGCGAGCCCUGGUGUCAACGAGACCUGCCCUCUUUGGGAUUUGGAAUCCUGUUAAACAGACUGUUGAAUGCUUGUGCGUAUUUUGGUUUCUACUGCAUUUUCUCUGCACCCUGCCUACUGUAUCCAGUAUGCUAAUCACAGUGUUAACGGUGCAGCAAUUAACCCUCUUCUUCAUCAGGUUAUUGAUGAGUAGCUGCUGAUGACAUCCUAUUGCUUCAGCGUGAGGGGCACUGAAGAAUUUUUCUCCAGUAUCUUCCAGAUGGGCUGUGAACAGUUUUCUGCACGUUUUCUAGAACUUGAGGCAAACUUCCCAAGGGGACAUGGCUUUCUUGUAUUUUGCAAGAAGUAGCAAUCAUAAGGAAAAUACUUUUCAUCUGGCACCCAUCAAAGGAUGUUUUGUCAAUCCUAGAGUAAAAGAAAAACAACAAAUCCCAACCUAUCUUUUUUGGGAUAAGUGGGUUUGUUGAAAACAAUUAGCAUCCAAGAGCCUUAAGAGGAGGUCAUGCUUGUGAUUCGGCCACCUGGGCCAGAACAGUUCCAUGUAUCUGAAUGGAAUGGAAUUGCACUAGCAACAAGCUUGACUUGUGAUGUGCAUUUCCUCAUGUGGUCGGUCCCAAAGCCCCUUCUGCAUUUGAAGAUAUGGAUGAUUUCUUUGGCUGACCACUGACUGUUUCAUCCACCUGGUAAUCAGCUCAAACAGCUGUUCUUUGUCCUAUUGAGUUCCAUUGAAGGGGAAACAAAAUACACCCAGAGAGAGAAUGUAUCCAUACUACAUUGUUUUAGCAGUUUGAUCCCAUUUUAACUGUCAAGGCUCCAUCCUGUAGAAUCCUGAGAUGUGUUAUUUGGUGAAACACCAUUCUGCUAGAAAGCUCUAGUAAACUACAGAUUCCAGGAUUCCAAAGCAAGAAGCCAUGAGUUAAAGUAUCAUAGCAUCAUACUGCUACAACUGUGCAUUGCCGACGACCUAAAAGACAUCUGGUCAUCCUGAAUGGAUUCUACAAUGUGUUAUACAUGAGAAAAAGUGUAGCAUUAACCUGUCUUGUGUUUUCAGAGUGUGAUUAAUUUAUGUCUCCCCAUUUCCCUUCAGGUGUGACAUCCAUUGCUGGCAAUGGAUGGGCAGGAGCACUGCCAGCAGACUUUUAAUCAGGUCUGCUCUGUGGUUAACAGUGUCUCCUGAAAUACUCAGCACUUAGCAAACAACCACACAGAUUAACAGUCUCUUUUUUAGUUAGUCAGAUUUUUAAAAUCACGAUCGAAUCAAUCUCUGUGUGGUGUGGGGGCAUACUUGAUUUAUUGCUUAGCAGUCUUGCAACACUAGUGAAUUGGAGUGGAAAUAAGGUGGAUGGGAAACCCGCUGUUUCUGGAGUCAUGAUUUGAAGCCUUCUUACAGUUCAGUCCUAUACAUGUUUACUCAGCAGCAUGCCAACUUGAAUUCAUUGGGCAGGAACUGGACUCAAUGACCUCCAAGGUUUCUUCCAACACUUUGUGAUUCUAAGUGGGCAUAGGAUUGCAGCCUUAAUUGAUAUCGGGAUGCAGUGAAUACUGUAAGGAGAAAACACAUUUUCUUGGCAUCCCACAUCUCUAAACUGCUGUUCUGUUCUCUCAAAAUAAAUUGGGAAGAUAUUGGAUGCUGGCUGUGUGGCUUCUCAUGAAAAACUUUUUAGAAAACACUAAAAGCAAUUUUCCUCCAAAUGUUCCAUGAUUGAGGGAAAGAUUGAGGGAAUAGUAAAAGUAGAAAAUGGGCUUCUCUUACAUUUCUUGGUAAUUUUGUUUUGUGAAGCAUCACGUAAGACUCGGUAAGUACUGUCUUGCCACUUUUAAUGCUGAUGACUGAUUUCCAAUGAGUAGAUGUCCAGUUUUAUACUUCUCCAAAGUACUGAUCUUUUAAAUGGGCUUGUAAAAGCAUGAAAGGAAAAUGUCUAAAAAUAGCAAAGUCUCAAGGGUUACAUUUUUGUGCAAUUAAUAACACAGUCCCAUGUUCUUUGGGUAACUCUAAUCUCCUCCUAAAUGGCACCAUUCUUUAAAGGCUGGUAAGUAGUUGUUUACUUACACUGAAGAACAACAUCUAGUCUUUAAUCUGCUGACACCUCAUAGAAAUCAGCUAUGUUUCCCCAUGAUGUACCAGAAUAUCAUUUCCUAAAGUUUAUUUUAUGCCAUUUUCUGUAAUUCAUAUAGCAUAACCAUUUCCUCAAGGAGCUCCGAUUUUCACAAACACAUGCACUUUAUUUACACUUGGAACAUGGGGAACUGAACUGAGCUCAAAAGAUCAAUAUUUUCCCAUGUAAUGUCCUCCAGAUAACUUUUUGACUAUAUGACCUUUCUUUGACAUUUUCUCCCUCCUCUGUAAGUCAUUGUAUGUGUCAGCCCUUCAGAUCUCUUCACUUAGGAGGAAGUUCCAAAUGUGCAGCCACAUACUUCUUUCAUUUCCUUUAUGUUUAUUUUCUCAUUAUUUCAGUUCAUGUGAUGGGGGUGGGUGGAUGGGAACUCCUACUCUUAUAACUGGUUUGCUUAAACUACAUAGCAAUGGCCACACUAUUGACAACUGUAGCCCAGUAGCUGUGCAGUGGAGAAGCCACUGGCAUCUAAAACACACAAUAAAACGCACACAGUCCUCAGUUAAAUGUUUGCUUGUAUGUGUAUCCUCCUCAAUAGAUUAAAGUUGCCUGUUUUAAUUCA